AUGUCCGAUUCCGAUAUUAUCUACUACGGUUGUGCCCCAUGCGGCAGAAACCAACGACUCCAUGAAGCCUCUAGUCCCCCUGCCAAAGACCACAGUAAUCGCCCGCAGUAUGAUCAAGAACGCGAAGGCGGCGACGAUGAUGAAUUUCACUUCCGAGGCGCAUCCCGAAGAGACCGAUCUAUAGGUCAUGUCCAAGAGUAUCGGGAUCCUCCCCGACAGGGGUACAAUGAUCGAGACUACCAUCAAAGCAGCCGCGACACAUAUCGCCACUCAAGCAGCUCCGACCGGAAUCACGGUCGCGGCUGGUCUGACAGAGACUAUGUCGUGCGCGAACCCACUCCACCCUUCCAAGUCCAACAUCCCACCGGUGAAGACGACAUCGCGCAAGGUCCGGACUCCCAAUCAUCAAUCCUCCUCAUCCGCCGACUCAAACCGUCCACAAACCGACAAGUCUUAAUCAAAGGUCUCAACAAGAAACUCUGCAGAGACGAACAUGAAUCUGAGGAUGAGCUUGGCGCUCACCCACGAAGUCUCCGUGCCAUUUACUUCAUCUGCGACCCGCACACCGAUCAGAGUCUGACAUAUGCAUUCGUGGAAUUCCACUCCGUUGCCGAUGCGCGGUCUGCUUUGCGUAAAGCCGAAGUCCUCGGGGAGCAAUGCACCGUCUCGUCGCAGAGAUUCGUCGUCGACUUUGCCGAUCUCAAUGCUUUUCCGAUCUCGGAUAAAUCGAGUUUGCAGUUCCGCGACGAUGUCCGUACGAAGAUCUUUCGCACAUAUCGGGAUCAGAGAUAUUAUACUUCGCAUGAGCUGGUCAACGAAGAGCUUCCACCGGGCUACGAACUUCCUCAAAUCGAUGAUGCCCCAAAGACAAUGGCUCCGUCGGCAACGACGGUGGAAGCUCCGACUUUGAAGAAACGUGCAAAGGAAUCGGACAAAUCGGCCGAGCCCAAAGUGAAGAAGGCCAAAAUCGAGACGACGCUCCCCGGACAAUUCACCACCUGGACGCGCAAACAAGCGGAACUGCGCGCCGAAGAAGCCAUGGACCUAGAUCCUGCCUCGACCAACAUUGACGCCCGACAAAGUUUCCUGAUCCUGACCCGAAUGAGUACUGCGGGAGAAGCAGAAAGCGCCGAAAACUCAACCUCCGAGCCACCAGAGGAUCCCCAAAUACACGCCAUCUGCUUCCUCUGCGCCACCUCCUUCCCGCAAUCCAACGUCAUCGCCCACCUGACCCAAAGCCCGCUCCACAGACAGCGCCUGGAAGACACACACAUGCUCGACAGUGCCUACACGCUGAUGAAAUCCCUGAACGUCUCCGCCGAACAGACAUACAAGGUCCCCCACGAUCUGAUCACGAACGCGGGCGAAAGCGGCCAAGAAUACCUCGACCGGGCAAAACUCCGGCGCGAAGCGGAGAAGCAGCGACGCAGGGAGUUGAAAGCACAGGCGAAAUCCGCGCCGAAGAUCAGGAUGGUCCUCGGCGGGAAUGGAAACAAUAAUACCAACAACACUAACAACGCAGAUGAGAACGACCACGCAUCCUCUCUACUCACGACUGGCCUCGGCGCCUCCAUGCUCCAAAAGCAAGGCUGGGGGAAGCCCCCCGGACCCUCCACCUCGGCAGCUCCACAACAACAGCGAAACCCCAGCAGCAGCAGCAGACUCCCCGAACAAAACAUGUACGCCGCCGGCGUCGGCCUGGGCCACGAGGACAGCAAGCGCG
Dissoconium aciculare CBS 342.82 is the source of this 1723-nucleotide messenger RNA. RefSeq lists its product as uncharacterized. NCBI's taxonomy places the organism in Eukaryota, Fungi, Ascomycota, Dothideomycetes, Mycosphaerellales, Dissoconiaceae. The record is from RefSeq and is a predicted model, not a curated record. Gene Ontology annotation, molecular function: nucleic acid binding. The transcript is spliced from 5 exons. The annotation marks the transcript as partial.